Messenger RNA from Xiphias gladius (swordfish), 3357 nucleotides. RefSeq names its product origin recognition complex, subunit 1 (gene orc1). Bases 134 to 3007 code for a protein of 957 amino acids. NCBI's taxonomy places the organism in Eukaryota, Metazoa, Chordata, Actinopteri, Istiophoriformes, Xiphiidae. The transcript is spliced from 18 exons. Gene Ontology annotation, cellular component: nuclear origin of replication recognition complex. Gene Ontology annotation, biological process: DNA replication initiation; mitotic DNA replication checkpoint signaling. The record is from RefSeq and is a predicted model, not a curated record. Gene Ontology annotation, molecular function: DNA replication origin binding; ATP binding; chromatin binding.
UUCCGGGUUCACUCAGGAAAAAACGGCGCGGGUCGGCUUCAGUCCCGACCCAGAACCCGAACCGAAGUGUGCUUUCUUGUUUGCGACCCUUGUCGUGUCUGAGCUCGGCGCAGACACAGAGGAAAACAAUAGGAUGAAAUAUUUCACCAGACUGAGAGUCAGAAGAGUCUACAAGUGGCGCGGAGAGGCUCUAAGUUUCAAUAGGAAGUUAAAAACCUGCGAAUAUGGCUCUUUGGCCAUCAGUGUGGAGGGUCUCCCGAGGACCACCGUCGUUAACACCGGCCAACACAUCCUCAUAGAGGGGGACGACGAAGACAACCCCUACGUGGCCAAAGUCGUCAGGCUGUUCGGUGACGAGAGCGGGAAGCAGAAGAAGGCGGUGGUGCAGUGGUUUGUUCGCGUGUCUGAAGUGCCUCCGAGCAAGCUGAAGCUGCUGGGCAGAGAGCCCCACCCACAGGAGAUCUUCUACUAUCAAGGUCGCAACUGUGACGACGAGGUCAACGCCGAGUCCAUCCUCAGAACUGUGCGGGUGAAGCACCUGGACGGAGCAGCCCCGUUCCCUGACUCUGACGAUAAAGACACUCUGUACGUCAAGGUGUCCUGGGACUCUAAGACCUUCAGGGUGGUGGACUCCGCUGUGGUGGAGUCUUCCUCUGAACCUGCUCUGGCUUCCUCCCCUCCUCCCCGUCCCAAACCCUCCCUCCCCCUCUCGCCCCCCUGCUCCCUGCCCGCGGCAGCUCCAGCGCCCCGAGGCUCUUCUCGACGCGCCCUGCCCACGCCGGACCCCGCCGUCAUGCACAGAGCCUCCUCGGGAGAAGCGAGGUACAGCGGGGCCACCAUGAGCGCGGGGAGGGCCGGUGCCGCGGAGGCCGAGUCCCUGCACUCGGCCUCCAAACUGUCGGCCUCAAAAUGUCUGAGCGCCAAGAGGAGGAACGCCUCAGCCAGGACGCCCGGGGUCUGCAAGAAACUGGAGCUGGCGAGUCCGGAGAAGAUGAUCCGAGAGGACGUCCUGAGCCAGCUGCUGAACGAGGAGCUGGCUCACAGGCUGUCGUCCUCUCCCCCUCGGGCCCUGCCUCUCACCCACCGCCUCAGCCCCCUCAGGAAGGCCCGCGGAGCCCCCGGCGCUGAGGACGCCCCCCCCCUGAAGCCCUUCGCCGUGGUCCUGAACAAACUGCCUGCCUCUGAGACAGAAAGUCCCCCGUCGUCUGCCAGAGACGACCCCGCCAGUCCUCGGCAGGGUGAUGUGAUGGAGGCAGAGUUACCGACCGCCUCGGUGAAAACGCCGGGAAGAAGAAAUGCCACCCCGAGGAGAAACUAUUCCACCAGAGGGCAGAAAGCUACCACUCCCUCUCGGAAGACGGAACUGAAAACGCUGAGGGAACCGGCUCUGGGGGUGCUGGCUGAGGCGGACAAUGAAAGCUCUCCGAUUCUGCCAGCUGCCACCACGCCAAGGAAAUCUAAGAGGAAGUCGGCCCAGCUGGUGUUGUCUCGCAUCAGGAAACAGCUGAAUCUUCUGGACACCCAGCGGGACCUGAACUCAGACGGGGAGGACGGGGACGAGUUUGUUCCAUCGAAGAAGGAGAUGCAGAGCAGCAGUGAGGAGGAGGAGGAGGAGGAGGAGGAGGAGGAGGAGGAUGGCGGUGGGGAAGAGGAGGAGGCAGAGGCAGGGCUGGAUAGGGAUGAGGAAGUAGUAGCAAAGAAGAGGCGACACGCUGCAGCGGGACCUCGCACUCCUCGUUCAAAGCAGAAGACUCGCCCCUCCGCCAGGACGCCGCGUAAAACCCCCAACAAGAAGUUGGCCCCCGGCGCGCCGCGGACCCCCGGUCACGCCACUCCCAGCAUCCCCAGCAGGUCCCAGCCGGCCCGACAGCCCGCUAACGUCCUGGAGGAGGCCAGAACGAGGCUGCACGUGUCCUCGGUGCCGGAGUCGCUUCCCUGCAGGGAGCAGGAGUUCCAGGACAUCUACAGCUUCGUGGAGAGCAAGAUCAUCGACGGCACCGGAGGGUGCAUGUAUAUCUCAGGUGUCCCGGGCACAGGGAAGACGGCCACGGUCCAUGAGGUGAUGCGCUGUCUGCAGCACGCGGCCGACGUGGACGAGAUCCCUCCUUUCCACUUCAUCGAGAUCAACGGGAUGAAGAUGACAGACCCUCAUCAGGCCUACGUGCAGAUCCUGCAGAAACUGACGGGUCAGAAGGCCACGGCCGACCACGCAGCAGCUCUGCUGGAGAAGAGGUUCAGCAACCCUGCACCCAGGAAGGAGACCACGGUGCUGCUGGUGGAUGAACUGGACCUGUUGUGGACCAGGAAGCAGAACGUGAUGUACAACCUGUUCGACUGGCCCACGCGGCGUCACGCCCGCCUGGUGGUGCUGACCAUCGCCAACACCAUGGACCUGCCGGAGAGGAUCAUGAUCAACAGAGUGGCCAGCAGGCUGGGUUUGACCAGGAUGUCGUUCCAGCCGUACAGCUUCAAGCAGCUGCAGCAGAUCAUCAUGUCCAGGCUGAACAAGGUGAAGGCCUUCGAGGAGGACGCCCUGCAGCUCGCGUCCAGGAAGGUGGCCGCUCUGUCGGGCGACGCUCGUCGGUGUUUGGACAUCUGUCGCAGGGCAACGGAGAUCUGCGAGCACUCUGCCGCUGACCCCUCCGCUACAGGACUGGUGGGAAUGAGUCAUGUGAUGGAGGCGCUGAACGAGAUGUUUUCCUCCGCCUACAUCACUGCGAUCAAGUGUGCAUCGGUGCAGGAGCAGCUCUUCCUCAGGGCGGUCAUCGCUGAGUUUCGGCGGCUGGGAUUGGAGGAGGCCACCUUCCAACAGGUGUUCGUGCAGCACCAGGCUCUGUGUCGGGUGGAGGGCCUGCAGCCCGUCAGCGUGUCGGAGGGCCUGGCGGCGUGUCAGCGUCUGGGAGCCUGUAGGUUACUGCUGCUGGAGCCCAGCCGCCUGGGAGUCCUGCAUCGCGUCCGCCUCAACGUCAGCCAGGACGACGUGCUCUUCGCCCUGAAGGCCGACUGAAGGAGGAUCUGCUUCAGACCAGCUUAUGUGAGCCCCGCGAGAAUCUAGGCUGAGUGUGGGGCCCACAGCACGACGCCCGGAGUGGAGAUCAGGAGUCUGAUCCUGAUCCAGCCUGAACUGUGAUUAAAAACUCAGAUAACUAGUUUUUAAAGCUUAAAUUACUGCUUCUUAAGGGCUCUGUCCUUUAAUAGUGAGACAGAAAUCACUGUCUUUGUUAUUUUAUGGCGCCGUAAAUCAGCAAUGGCAAAGAUGUGGAGCACUUGACCACAAAACUAAUGUUACUGCAAAGUUACACUCAAUGUUUUUCUCUUUCUUUUUCUAAAUAAAUCCGGCUUUUUGCCUUGUCUUUA